Trachemys scripta elegans is the source of this 811-nucleotide messenger RNA. RefSeq names its product galectin 4 (gene LGALS4). The annotation marks the transcript as partial. Gene Ontology annotation, molecular function: galactoside binding; carbohydrate binding. The transcript is spliced from 7 exons. NCBI's taxonomy places the organism in Eukaryota, Metazoa, Chordata, Testudines, Emydidae. The record is from RefSeq and is a predicted model, not a curated record.
CCUCCGCUUGCUCCAUUCCCUGUGCCCCAUCCUGCCCAUUCGCUGCACAGAGACCCCCAACGCCCCGAUGGCCUACGUCCCUGCACCUGGCUACCAGCCCAUCUACAACCCGCCUCUCCCUCAUGCUGUCCCCAUUGCCGGGGGGCUGCGGCCCGGGAUGUCCAUCUAUGUCCAGGGGAUGGUGCCCCAUCACACCAAGAGGUUCCGUGUGAAUUUCUCCUGUGGCCCAGAGAAGGGGGCCAACAUCGCCCUGCACUUCAACCCCCGUUUCGACAGCGGGGACAAGAUCGUCCUCAACAGCUUCCAGCGGGGCAACUGGGCCAAGGAGGAGCACAAGCACGACAUGCCCUUCCACAAGGGGCAGCACUUCGAGAUGGUCUUCAACAUCACCCCCGAGGGCUACCGGAUCACGGUGAACGGGGCCCCCUGCUACGAGUUCCGGCAUCGCAUCCCGCCCGAGCACGUGCAGGUCGUCGACGUGGACGGGGACCUCGAGCUGCAGUCGCUCAACGUCAUUGGAGGGGGCAUGAUGGGGGGCGGGGGGAUGUAUUACCCGCAGCCCGGGAUGCUUGGCAUGCAGCCGAAUAUGCCACCCACAAGCCUGCCGAUGAUGGCUGGCCCCGCUUCCUUUCACCCGGUAAGCGCAGCAGCCUUGGGGUUUGCUCUGCCCUUUCGCUCCCGCAAGGAAGCCACCGUACGCUUUCUCCCACAACUCUUUCCCCAGCCCCGGAGUGCAGCCACCUCUGGGGUGGAACGUGCCAGGUGGCCAAGAGCCACGCUGAACAAAGCUGGUAGCAGGAAGAAACCCGCC